CUCGUAUAAAUACACCACCUCUCCUCCUCACUAUCCCCACCACCAAAAAGUAGUGAAAGCAGUCUCCGUCUUUCUGUAUCUCGACAACCAUAUCGAUCACAUAUUUUCCGCGUUUUCGCGCACGAGAAAUUACGAUAAAAAUGGCCUUAGAGGCUUUGAAAUCCGCGAGUACCACCACUACUUCUUCUCCAUCCUUUUCAUCGUUUGAAAAGGUGGAGGAUCGUCGCCACGGCAAUCACCAAAUCGACUCCAAAGAGCCAUGGACCAAACGGAAGCGCUCUAAGCGGCUGCGCAGCGAAGACCCGCCAACCGAAGAGGAGUACCUCGCUCUCUGCCUCAUCAUGCUCGCCCGCGGCACCACUAGUAGCUCUGAAUUGCCGCCGCAGCCGCCGUCCCGAGACCUUUCUUACAAGUGCUCUGUUUGCAACAAGGGGUUCUCCUCUUACCAAGCUCUUGGCGGACACAAGGCCAGCCACCGCAAGUCCGACUCUUCCGCCGCCGCCAUGGUCGACCAGCAAAUCUCCGCCGCUUCCGCCGUGACAACAACAAGCGGUAGGACCCACGAGUGCUCUAUCUGCCACAAGACCUUCCCCACCGGCCAGGCACUGGGAGGCCACAAGCGCUGUCACUACGACGGCGGCAGCGCGGCCACGAGCGCUGUCACUACUUCCGAAGGCGGCGGUGCUGGGGCUUCCAGCCAUAGUCAGAGUCAGCGCGGAUUUGACCUAAACAUGCCGGCGUUGCCGGAGUUCUGGCCAGGGUUCGGCGGGGACAAGAAAAGUCAACUCUCCGGCGAGCAGGAGGUGCAGAGCCCGAUGGUGGGAAAGAAGCCGCGGUGGUUGUUGGGUGGAGAUUAAUUUGGAUUUACGUGAAUGACAAAGCUCCGCUGUAUAGCUAGCUAGCUGAUAGCUGCAUGUUUUUAAAUUUUAAAUUUUAUUUGUUCUUCAUUUGAUGGGUUGUUGAAUGCUGUACAGACAAUUCAAUUCGUUCAUUGUUUGUGAACAACGUUGUAGUGUCGCCACUUGGUUAUUAUUUAAUUAAUAUUGUUUAUCUUCAA
Molecule: messenger RNA, 1057 nt
Organism: Pyrus x bretschneideri (Chinese white pear)
Lineage: Eukaryota; Viridiplantae; Streptophyta; Magnoliopsida; Rosales; Rosaceae
Product: zinc finger protein ZAT10-like
Exons: 1
Coding region: 141-857 (238 amino acids)
Biological process (GO): response to stress
Molecular function (GO): DNA-binding transcription factor activity
Source: RefSeq, a predicted model, not a curated record